UAUACACAGAUGAAUAGAGAGAUGAAAGCAGUAAAGGUUUAUAUAAGACUUAAUAGUGGUAAUUAAACAAAGUAAAAUUCAAAAGACGAAAUGCAGAGGUGACUGGUGUGAGUUGAUGGGUAGUUAUUUGUACUGAUUAAUGGUGAUUAACUAAGCUAUUUCUUCCGAUCCAUCUACCUGAUGGACCUACAUAAAAAGCAGAUGGUACAGUGACAGGACUACCAAAAAAUAGACAGUGAGAGAAACCCCACUGGUGGGCAGGAAUGCAUUGAUGCACAUACAUUCAUAAUAGGACACGAUCAGAAAACCCUUCAUCUGUUAAGUUUUCUCAGUAGGAAAAUGCAAAAAUUGGAAUUACUCCUUUUGUCGCUGUGUGCUGGAUAUCUGGUGACACAUAGUGGUGCAUUUGGUAACAGAAAGCUGUGUGGUAUUCAGCUUGUGGAAGCACUGCUGCUCGUCUGUGGUGAUAAAGGAUUAUUUUACCAGCCUGGCAGACGCGUCAGAGAACACCAUAUACGAAUCUUGAUGAGGAACAGCGUCCCCCUACGGCGACAGUCUGCACUGCAGAGCGGAAAGCGAAACCCAUAUGCCAUACGCGAAGUUACAAAGAGAGGCAUUGUAGAGCAGUGCUGUCAUUUAUACUGCGACUACUAUGAUUUGGAGAAUUACUGUAAUAUAUAGAGAAUCUACAUAUCUGUUUUUGUUAAUAUGUUAACAAUGAUAACAUCGAAACUGAAACAACCAUUAACAGUUACAUUAAAUCUACACUGCAUUGUUGGGAUAUUAUUUGAAUAAGAUAAAAUGACAGCUAACUAACCUUAUGUAUGGAAUUAAAUGAAGGGUUACAUGAAAUGUUUACAAUAAAAAAUAGAUUUGCAAUCUUUAAAUAAAUAUAGCUGGAUUUUUUUUAAGUCAAUUGGGAUUGCAGAGGGCUGAUACAUUUUAUUUCAA
This is a messenger RNA of Misgurnus anguillicaudatus (oriental weatherfish), 951 nucleotides long. Its product is annotated as insulin. Gene Ontology annotation, molecular function: hormone activity. The record is from RefSeq and is a predicted model, not a curated record. NCBI's taxonomy places the organism in Eukaryota, Metazoa, Chordata, Actinopteri, Cypriniformes, Cobitidae. Gene Ontology annotation, cellular component: extracellular region.